UCAAAUGCACUGCCGCGUCUCAAGUUGCAUGCAUCAACACCUGUAUUAUAUGAAACUACGAGGCGAGUUUGGGAGCACUCCCGCCCGGAGCUGCACCAAAUGGCAGGUGCAAGGUCAUUAGAGCAGGCACAACCACAAAACCGUAAGAACCUAUCAGUCCUUAAUAUAGCCAACUUAUCACUACCUUAAUUUAGCCAAAGCCGAGCAACAUAUACAGAAAUCUCUGACCCUCCAAAAAAAGGCCGACACGGGCAAAAGACAAGAAAGGGAGCGCCCGAUCGAUAUGGCUUCCGGAGCGUCCUUUGCCGGCGUCCUCUCCGUCUUCCUCGUCGCGGCGGCGUCCGCGGGCGCCACGCCGGUGCCCACGGCCGCGCCGUCGAGCAAGUACUCCGUCGAGGAGGCGUGCAGCAGGCAGGCCGCGGGGCUCCGCGACCUGUGCAUGGCGACGCUGUCCGCGGACCCAUCGUCCAAGGCCGCCAGCACGAGCACGGCGGCGCUGGCCCGGGUGGCCAUCCAGGCGGCGCAGCGGAACGCGUCGGAGACGGCGACCUACCUCUCGAGCAUCUACGACGACGACAGCCUGGAGAACAAGACGGCGCAGCUGCAGCAGUGCCUCGAGGACUGCGGCGAGAGGUACGAGUCGGCGGUGGAACAGCUGGAGGACGCGGCGUCGGCAGUGGGCUCCGGGGCGUACAGCGAGUCGGAGGCGCUGGUGGCGGCGGGCCAGGCGGAGGUGAAGCUCUGCCAGAGGGGGUGCCAGGCCGUGCCGGAGCACCGCAACAUCCUCACGGCGCGCAACCGCGAGGUCGACCAGCUCUGCAGCAUCGCGCUCGCCAUCACCAAGCUCAUCCGCGGACCGCCGUCGUGAUAGAGAUAGAGGGCGUGAUCAACGUUGAUCGAUCGAUUUUAUUACGCAGCUCAGCUCUCGAACGUUCACUGUAAUCAAUUGGGUAGUCGGUGAAAUGAUGACACAUUAGAUUACCUGGAAGGCUGGAACUUUUGGAUUGAAUAUUCUGUCAGGAGAAUUCCUGAAUGGUACCAUAUAUAGCGGAAUGCAUACGUAGACGCAUAAAAAGCGUGCCGCAUGUAUGCCGUGGAUCAUGCUUGUACUACUAAAAAAAAUG
This is a messenger RNA of Setaria italica (foxtail millet), 1124 nucleotides long. RefSeq lists its product as uncharacterized. Bases 284 to 868 code for a protein of 194 amino acids. The record is from RefSeq and is a predicted model, not a curated record. Lineage: Eukaryota; Viridiplantae; Streptophyta; Magnoliopsida; Poales; Poaceae. Gene Ontology annotation, molecular function: enzyme inhibitor activity. The transcript has a single exon.